GAAAAUAGUAAUCCUAUUAGGAAACUUUAAUCCUAUAAUAACCUUCAUUAUAUAUCAGACUCCCAGUGAUCGCUCAAACCUCCAUAAAAUCUCACAUUAAUAGUCGUAUCCCAAGAACCCUAAUCCCAUCCCUUUUACAAGGAUAAUUGAUUCCCAUUACUGAAGACAAAACCCAAAUAUUAGAGCUUUCAUUUGUCAUCAUAAAAACCCUAAUUACGCAACAUUUUUCAACAACAUCCAAUCCCUAACAUAUUCCCCCAGUUACUGUCAAUGUCUUUCACACGUUCUCGUGUUGUUCGGUCGUCGAGCCAGGGAGAGAUUGGGCUGUUCAACCAUACUCUGCCGGUCGAGUCUCCGGUGUCUUCUCUGAGAGGAAAGGCCCUGCUCCCAUCACUACCUCAAAGACGGUUAAAGAGUACUCUCAGCCUCCAGUAUCGGCAGAGAAGCAGCAGACUCGCCGGUGUAUACUCACGUUGGGAUUGCCUGAGAGGGAGAGUAACGAUGCACGGCCGAAGAACAAGAAGCCUGGUACUGGGUUUGGAGAGUUUCUUAAAGCUUGUUUCUUGUGCAAGAAGAAACUCCUUCAGGACAAGGAUACUUACAUGUAUGGUCACCUAGGUGCAUUUUGCUCACCUGAAUGCCGAGAAUAUCAGAUGGAUUUGGAUGGGUUUGAUCAAGAAAUUGCUAAAGAAACAUCAGCAAGGUUGGAAACAGCAUUAGGAGGAAAGUUCUUCACAAAAGAAGUGCAGAAGCUGGGGUUUCGCUCUUAAGUAGUUUUAAAGUAAUAUGGACUGAAAGUCCAUUGUUUGCUGCAGAAGUGCCUAGCUGUAAUGUCUUUGCUUCCAGCUUUCACUUUUGUUUACCAAAAGGGUUGUGUGACACUAUUUUUCCUCAUAGCUGAUAUGUAAAUUUUCAAUUUAUUGUUUUACAUUACCGACACUUACAUUCUUUUAGGCUCUUCAAGGAGGGAUUGUACUCAAUUGCAAAAUCCAACAGAUAAAUUUUAUUGUUCGUUUAAUUUCA
Messenger RNA from Hevea brasiliensis (rubber tree), 1023 nucleotides. RefSeq lists its product as uncharacterized. The record is from RefSeq and is a predicted model, not a curated record. The coding region runs from base 271 to 618 and encodes 115 amino acids. The transcript is spliced from 2 exons. NCBI's taxonomy places the organism in Eukaryota, Viridiplantae, Streptophyta, Magnoliopsida, Malpighiales, Euphorbiaceae.